Molecule: messenger RNA, 1158 nt
Organism: Salvelinus sp. IW2-2015
Lineage: Eukaryota; Metazoa; Chordata; Actinopteri; Salmoniformes; Salmonidae
Product: brefeldin A-inhibited guanine nucleotide-exchange protein 1-like
Exons: 7
Coding region: 7-1158 (383 amino acids)
Source: RefSeq, a predicted model, not a curated record
GUGUCUAUGGAUGAGCUGGCCUCGCCCACACACCCCCGCAUGUUCAGCCUGCAGAAGAUAGUGGAGAUCUCCUACUACAACAUGGGACGUAUCAGACUGCAGUGGUCCAGGAUCUGGGAGGUCAUUGGAGACCACUUCAACAAGGUUGGUUGUAACCCCAACGAGGACGUGGCUAUCUUUGCCGUGGAUUCUCUCCGGCAGCUGUCCAUGAAGUUUCUAGAGAAGGGAGAGCUGGCGAACUUCAGGUUCCAGAAGGACUUUCUGAGGCCUUUCGAGCACAUCAUGAAAAAGAACAGAUCUCCAACGAUCAGGGACAUGGUGGUGCGCUGUAUAGCCCAGAUGGUCAACUCACAGGCGGGGAACAUCCGGUCGGGCUGGAAGAACAUCUUCUCAGUGUUCCACCUGGCUGCCUCGGACCAGGACGAGAGCAUCGUAGAGCUAGCCUUCCAGACCACGGGGCACAUCUCCACGAAUGUAUUUGAGAAGCACUUCCCAGCCACCAUAGACUCCUUCCAGGAUGCAGUCAAGUGUCUGUCUGAGUUCGCCUGCAACGCCUCCUUCCCGGACACCAGCAUGGAGGCCAUCCGCCUCAUCCGACACUGCGCCAAAUACGUCUCUGACAGGCCCCAGGCGUUCAAAGACUAUACCAGUGAUGAUAUGAAUGUAGCCCCAGAGGACCGGGUGUGGGUGAGGGGGUGGUUCCCCAUCCUCUUUGAGCUGUCCUGCAUCAUCAACAGGUGUAAACUGGACGUCAGGACCAGGGGUCUGACGGUGAUGUUUGAGGUGAUGAAGACCUAUGGACACACCUUUGAGAAACACUGGUGGCAGGAUCUGUUCAGGAUCGUCUUCAGGAUCUUUGACAACAUGAAGCUGCCUGAGCAGCAAACUGAGAAAGCAGAGUGGAUGACGACCACCUGUAACCACGCACUUUACGCCAUCUCUGACGUGUUCACGCAGUACUUUGAGUCUCUCAGUGACGUCCUGCUGGAUGACAUCCUGGCCCAGCUGUACUGGUGUGUUCAGCAAGGUGAGGACAGCCACCUUCAGGCCUGGGUUUAUACCGAGUACACCUCCAUUCAGGCCUGGGUUUAUACCGAGUACACCUCCAUUCAGUCCUGGGUUUAUACCGAGUACACCUCCAUUUGCUUAUCACUUUAA